Molecule: messenger RNA, 1172 nt
Organism: Dufourea novaeangliae
Lineage: Eukaryota; Metazoa; Arthropoda; Insecta; Hymenoptera; Halictidae
Gene: Trax
Product: translin-associated protein X
Exons: 2
Coding region: 164-1009 (281 amino acids)
Cellular component (GO): cytoplasm; nucleus
Molecular function (GO): RNA binding; RNA endonuclease activity; sequence-specific DNA binding
Source: RefSeq, a predicted model, not a curated record
GUUUCUUUACAUCUUGUAAAUACUGUGUUAAAAAAUUAAUUCCGAACGAAAUAUUAGGAUUAGAUAACGCUAGUUUCAUUCUAAGAACAUUGUAAACUGAGUACUUUCUGCAGCUAUUAAAUUCAACUAACUAAAGUCUUAUAACAGUGGAAAUAUAAUUGCGAUGUCUCACCCUAAAGGUGGCAGAAAAAAUCGUCAGUAUCACGGCAAUAAGAAAAUCAACAUUGGCGACAAAGGAAGAGAGGUAGUGAAGAGUAUAAAUGAGGAUAGUUUGAUUGUGCAACAAUUUCGUGCUUAUGCAGCUGAAUUAGACGAAAAACACGAUCGUUUCGAGAGGAUCGUGAAAAUUGGUAGAGAUAUUAACAUAGAAAGUAAAAAAAUCAUUUGUCUUUUACAUAGCAUAGAUAAAGAAAGCAAAGAAGAAAGCGUGCUACAAGAGACUGAAACGAGACUGCAAAAUGUGGCUCAAAAUCUUUUCAAACGUAUUGCAUUGGAACUAGAAAAUCAAGAUUUUUACCAAUAUUUAAAAGUUUAUCGAGCUAGUUCAGAAGAAUACAUAGAAGCGCUUACUUUUUAUCAAUACUUGCAUAGUGGUAAUUUGCAAGGUUGGACAGAACUACAAAAAAUUAUUACUUAUACAACUUCUGACAAAUCUGAUAUCGAAACGUUAAAUACUUUGGUCACUCCAUAUGAAUACAUCUUAGGAAUCGCAGACUUGACUGGAGAACUCAUGCGUAAGUGUAUUAAUAAUUUGGCAACAGGAGACAUUGCUAGUUGUUAUCAAACGUGUAAUUUUGUCAGAAAUAUGUACAAGGGGUUUCUUAGUUGUACAAACAUGUCGAACAGAGAAAUGAACAGAAAACUUUUCACAUUAAAGCAAAGUCUUUAUAAAAUGGAAAAUGUUUGUUACACCAUUAAAGUGAGAGGUUCAGAAAUACCAAAGCAUAUACUUGUGGAUGUAGCAACUGAAAACUACGCGGAAAGCGACGAAGGAUACCAAGUGUAUUAAUCAUGUACACUAUAAAAUAAUAUAAACAUUUUAGAUGUUUACAAGCCAAAUUCAUAAAUUCCAUUAUUUUUCAAUGUUCCCUCGAUAUUGCUUACAUAAAUUUCAGUCAUAUAAACUAGACUUACCUAUAUGCUCCCAUCAGUAAAGAAUACCACCUAUUAUU